AUGAUAAAGAUGGCAUCCUCUGAUUGGCCAAGCGCGUCAGCACUUUCACGCCUCCUGAUUGGCUGGGCACAGCAACUACCCCUCCCGCGACCCCGCCGGCCCCCGCCGUUGGCGGGCACCCAACUCGCCCUGCCCAUAGCGAGCUGCUGUGGGGCGGGGGCUGGGUGUCGCCGGCUCUCUGUCGCCUCCUGCAGGCUGACGCAGGCUCUGCCUCCAGGGAUGAGCACGGUGCCAGAGGUGCUUGUGGCCCGGCACUGCGGCCUGCGCGUCUUCGGCUUCUCUCUGAUCACCAACAAGUCGGUGCUGGAGUACGGGACCCGGGAGAAGGCCAACCAUGCCGAGGUGCUAGAGGCCGGGCGCCAGGCCGCUCUCAAGCUGGAACGCCUGGUCUCCGUGCUGCUGGAGCGCAUGAAGGGCAAAGGUCUGGUGUAGCCGGCGGGGGGGGUCCCUCCCCUGGCAGGUGGGGGGUCCCUCCCCUGGCAUCCGCCUCCAAUGCAAACUGCUGCCCUGCCCCCUCCCCUGCCGCUCGCUCUGCUAGCCUGCCCCCCACUCUUGAUUUUGUGGCCGUUGCUCCCGGCUCCCAUGUACGCUGAUCUCAGCCCAGAGCCCCCUCGAGCAGCCCCUGACCCCCAUCCCUUCCCCCAUGGGGGGUGUCCGAGCCUGGUGUCCUGUGGCGCUCACACCAUGGCCGCUGGAGUCCCGCAGACCAUGGGAUUCCCGCCCAAGCCCGUGUCUCAGUUCCAACCCCCAGUACCGCCCCCCUCCAGGGAUGCAACCCUGGACGCUCCGCCCAAAACCACCUGCCUUGAUCGCUGGCACUACCAGGGAGUGUCACCUGGCCGGUGACCCCGCAGAAGACCCUGCGUUCGGGCCCAUAGGCUGAGAUGUGCGGGAACGCCACUCCUAAAUCCCCUGGGCGGUUCGCCUGUGCUGCCCACUCACAGACAGGGGAACAUCUUGGGGGUGAUAUCCAAACCCCCUUUCUCACAGCUGGUGCCCUGCUGGGGAAGGGACCAACCCUCAGCUCAGUGCUGAGGAGGUGGGGACGGCUGCCCAGCCCCGUCCGGGUGCCAGGCCAUGUUCGGUGCAGGUGGGAGCCGGCCCCUUCUUCACAUUCCCACGUUGGGCCAUUCCGGCUGUUCUGCAGUGAUGUGUUUUGUUACCAAUGCUCAGUUUGCAGCUGGGAUGAUUCAGAGCUGCCACAGAAAUGGGGAGCCCCCAAUGAACUGGGGGUUCGGCUCCCCCAAUACCAGGCAGCUCUGCCCCUCCCCGCCCUGCUGCAUUUUAUCAUAGGACCACUCCACGGCUGCAUUCUGUCAGUUGCGCACAUUGCUAACAAUACAACA
This is a messenger RNA of Terrapene triunguis (Three-toed box turtle), 1346 nucleotides long. It is a transcript of the gene PNP, whose product is annotated as purine nucleoside phosphorylase. The record is from RefSeq and is a predicted model, not a curated record. Gene Ontology annotation, molecular function: purine-nucleoside phosphorylase activity. NCBI's taxonomy places the organism in Eukaryota, Metazoa, Chordata, Testudines, Emydidae. Gene Ontology annotation, biological process: nucleoside metabolic process. Gene Ontology annotation, cellular component: cytoplasm.